AUGCCUGGCCGCAGCAUCUUCCUCCUCGACGAGCUCAUCGGCGUGGCGUCGGGUGGGAGGCCGGUGUCUCUCCAAAAGCUGCACGUCAGUCAACCCUCGAACUUCAAGGCUCCCACGAAGGCCCCUGCCGCGACCGUCAAGCAGUCGGCGCCGCCAGUCGCCGCCGGCGGAGGUGGCGGCGCGCUGCCUGCGACCAAACUGCUCUACCAGGCGGACACGUACCUCUUCACGGCCGAGGCGACUGUGCUGGAGGUGGGCGAGAAGGCGGGCGGCGGCGGGUGGGCCGUAGUGCUGGAUGAAACCUGCUUCCACGCGCAGGGCGGCGGGCAGCCGGCCGACACGGGAGACACUGUGUCGCUGGCGGUGGACGAGCCGCCGAGGAGGCGCCGCGGGCAGCACGUUGAGGCCGACCAAGGGGCGGCGAUGGAUGAGCUCAUCGCGCGGGCGGUGCCUUCGACGGUGCAGACGGUGGACGCGACGGCGCUGGGCGACUACUGCUCGCCCAACACCAUCCCGUCCGACCCGGCGCUUUGGGGCAAGGGGUGGGUGCGUGUGGUCGGGGUGGGAGGCAUGGUCUGCCCGUGCGGAGGGACGCACGUCGCAGACACGAGGGAGCUAGGCCGCCCGAUGCGGGAGGAGGAGCGCAUUCUCGGCCGCGCCGUCAAGGUCGAGGCCGUCAAGGGGAAGGGCAAGGUGACGCGGAUUUCGUACACCGUGCUCGAUGGGUAA
Emiliania huxleyi CCMP1516 is the source of this 729-nucleotide messenger RNA. RefSeq lists its product as hypothetical. Gene Ontology annotation, biological process: regulation of translational fidelity; tRNA aminoacylation. The record is from RefSeq and is a predicted model, not a curated record. The transcript is spliced from 5 exons. Bases 1 to 729 code for a protein of 242 amino acids. Lineage: Eukaryota; Haptophyta; Isochrysidales; Noelaerhabdaceae. Gene Ontology annotation, molecular function: aminoacyl-tRNA ligase activity; ATP binding; Ser-tRNA(Ala) deacylase activity.